Suillus paluster is the source of this 1036-nucleotide messenger RNA. RefSeq lists its product as uncharacterized. Lineage: Eukaryota; Fungi; Basidiomycota; Agaricomycetes; Boletales; Suillaceae. The record is from RefSeq and is a predicted model, not a curated record. Bases 1 to 894 code for a protein of 297 amino acids. The transcript is spliced from 4 exons.
AUGGAAGGGAAGCGUGAUGAGGUACUGGCCCACAAACGCGCUGCUCACGAUGCCAAGGGGUCCUCUGCUGGGGGAAAGACUGUCACUACUAAACCUGCGGCAGCUACUGGCAAGCCUGGCGGUCUUCACUACGACACCAGUGGCCAUGCAUACCUGCUCGACAGCGAAUCCAAUCAGGCAAUCUAUAUUGCCUCUGCUCCAGAGCCUGCCGACCCUCCUGCUACCUCAACAGAGUUCACAGGCCUUGCAAGUGACACCAUCACUCCUGUGUUCAUAUGCAAGCUCUCUGCCACAGAGGAGGACGAAUACACCACCCUUGUUGCUGCUGCAGACUGGUUGAUCUCGGAAAGAUUUGGCAGGGGAAGCACGGAGUUCGAAAAUUUGCAGUUGCCAAUUGUGCCGCUUGAUGUUAUCGUUGUUAUCAUCCAUAUAAUCAUACCAUUUCCUGUGCUUUUACCUCAGAUGUUGCACUAUCAUCAACCAUCCGAACUUCUGGCAUGGACAGUUGACCACCAUGGCCUUAGUGAAGACAUCAAAGUUCUAGCGAUCCUGGAAAUACUUUGUGGCUUGCGGAUGACUGUAAUAGACUUACUUCUGUGCUCUGUCUCGCAAAAACCUGCCAUGAUCAAUUGGAGGAAGGGCUUCUUCCGAAGCUCUGCACUCGCACAAUUUCUUAACGUGCUGGAGUCCGAUGAGCAAGGAGCCAUUCACCUUCAGAAUGUACUGCAACCUCGCACUAUAGAACUCAUCACCCGUGAGAUCAAUGUGGAGAUGGAGGACACUAAGCCGAUUUUUCAUAUGUCUACAAAGGACAUCACCCUGGAAGACAACUCCCUGGCUCCGUCAGAUCCUUAUGUCUGCUAUGCGGACAAUACGUGCUGUGAAAGAGAAUAAGCAUCAAAAUGUCGAAAUGGUUAGCUUUUUUUCGAACCACACAAAACUAAUGUAGACAUCGAGCUAGUACUGCACUGUAAUCCAAUUGCAAAUUGUGAACAUUCGCUCACAAAACAACCUCACCUUUCAGAUCAUUCACGGA